This is a messenger RNA of Schizosaccharomyces japonicus yFS275, 1445 nucleotides long. Its product is annotated as cytoplasmic tyrosine-tRNA ligase Yrs1. Gene Ontology annotation, cellular component: nucleus; cytoplasm. NCBI's taxonomy places the organism in Eukaryota, Fungi, Ascomycota, Schizosaccharomycetes, Schizosaccharomycetales, Schizosaccharomycetaceae. The record is from RefSeq and is a predicted model, not a curated record. Gene Ontology annotation, biological process: tyrosyl-tRNA aminoacylation; tRNA aminoacylation for protein translation. Bases 146 to 1345 code for a protein of 399 amino acids. The transcript has a single exon. Gene Ontology annotation, molecular function: tyrosine-tRNA ligase activity; sequence-specific mRNA binding; aminoacyl-tRNA ligase activity.
UGGUGAGUUUUGGAACGGCUUACAGAUUUUGUCCACGCAAAAAAGUUUUAUCUUGUUGUCUAUCUCAGUAGCAAAUAUCUAGGUGUCUGCCUACGUUUGAAGAACAGUUCCCCUUCUGUAUAGGCAGUAUUGUGUAGUGAACAGGAUGUCGCUCUCAGUUGAUGAAAAGUAUGAACUAAUUACUCGCAGUCUCCAGGAGGUGCUUGGAGGACCCGCAUUGAAGGAAAUCUUGAAAGAGCGGAACCUCAACUUGUACUGGGGUACUGCACCUACUGGACGUCCUCACUGUGGAUAUUUUGUUCCUAUGAUGAAGCUGGCCGACUUCUUGAAGGCUGAUGUUCACGUCAAGGUGCUGCUGGCCGAUGUUCACGCAUUUUUGGAUAACAUGAAGGCUCCCAUGGAGUUGGUUCAAUACCGUGUGCGUUACUACGAGGCCGUCGUAAAGGCUAUCUUGGUUUCUUUGAAUGUUCCUAUUGAGAAACUCAAGUUCGUCAUUGGUUCUAGCUACCAAUUGUCGAAAGAGUACACCUUGGACAACUUCCGUUUGACUGCCAUUACGACGGAGCAUGAUGCCCGUCGUGCUGGUGCUGAGGUGGUCAAGCAGGUCUCUAGUCCUCUCCUUUCUGGUCUGCUUUACCCCGGUAUGCAGGCUUUGGAUGAACAGUACUUGGAAGUUGAUGCCCAAUUUGGCGGCGUUGAUCAAAGAAAGAUUUUCGUUAUGGCUGAAAAGGUUCUGCCUGCCUUGGGUUACAAGAAGCGUGUUCAUUUGAUGAACCCUAUGGUUCCUAGUUUGGCCGGCGGAAAGAUGUCUGCCUCUGCUGCUGCUAACGCGAAGAUCGAUCUUUUGGAUGAGCCUAAUGUUGUGAAGAAGAAGAUCCGUUCUGCUUUCUGUGAGCCUGGUGUGGUUGAAGAGAAUGGUUGUUUGGCAUUCUUGAAGUUUGUCUCUUUCCCUGCCAUGGCACUUCGCAAUGUUGAUGAGUUUGUCAUCAACCGUCCCGAGAAGUUCGGCGGCAAGAUUGUGUACAAGACAUAUGAGGAGCUUGAGAACGACUACCGGGAAAACAAGCUCUCUCCUCAAGAUUUGAAGUUGGGUCUUGAGGAUUCCAUCAACUGGUUGCUGGCCCCCAUCCAGGAAUACUUGAAGGGUCUUCCCGACUUUGUCGAGUUGAUUGAUCUGGCCUACCCCGAUCCAACCAAGAAGCCUAAGAAGGACAAGAAGCAAAAAAAGCAGAAGACUCCAAAGACUGAAGCCGCUGCUGCUAAGGCUGCUGCCGCCAAGGCUGCUAAGGCGAAGCAGGCUUCCGUCGAGCAAGUCACAAAGGAAGUAGCUAACGCUCAAAUCUAAUCAAAACUUUUUUGUUCCAUAGACCAAAUGAAUUAGUAAAGUCGGCAUUGCCAAAAUGGGGAACAGUUUCUUUUUUAGGUUGCCAUGAAGUGUACGACGG